Molecule: messenger RNA, 1056 nt
Organism: Prunus dulcis (almond)
Lineage: Eukaryota; Viridiplantae; Streptophyta; Magnoliopsida; Rosales; Rosaceae
Exons: 1
Coding region: 1-1056 (351 amino acids)
Molecular function (GO): zinc ion binding
Source: RefSeq, a predicted model, not a curated record
AUGCGGCCCGUGAUUGCUGUUGAUGCUACCCAUUUGAAGUGCAAGUAUAAAGGUGUUUUGUUUGUUGCGACCGCAUUUGACGGAAAUCGCAACAUAUAUCCUGUUGCCUUUGGGAUUGGAGAUUUGGAGGCCGAUGCAGCAUGGGAGUGGUUUUUGAGAAAAUUACAUUGUGCAAUUGGUGAUUGCUCGAAUCUUGUUGUCAUAUCUGAUCGCAAUGUUAGCAUACAACAUGGGUUGCGUAGAGUCUUUCCUGGGGCAAGCCAUGGUAUUUGCUUUUAUCACUUGAAGGGCAAUAUGAAAGCCUCAUUUCACUUGAAGCAACGGGAUCCGAUAUUGGGGUAUUUUAUAAGGGCAGCGAAGUCUUAUCGUCUAGCGGAGUUCAAUCGUCACUUCUCGAUGAUAAACAAUGAGCGAGUGCGAACUUAUCUGCUACGUGCAGGCGUUCAGAAGUGGUCUCGGGCCCACUGUGAUGGACGACGCUAUAAUGUGAUGACAACGAAUAUUGUGGAGUCCAUUAAUUCAGUUCUUCGUUUUGCAAGGAUGCUUUCGGUCCUACACUUGAUCGAUGAAAUCACAAAUUUACUUCUCACUUGGUUUAGUCAACGUCGAGAUUUAGCAAUGAAAUGUCAUUCUACAUUGUGCCCUGAUUUGGGUGAACAGAAGUUAAGGAAGAGGUUAGACGCUGCGUCAAGGAUGAAUGUGGUCAAAAUCAAUGAUGUUGAGUAUAAUGUUCUGGAUGGGGAUUUGAACGGUCUGGUGCACUUGGCAAACCGUAGUUGUACGUGCAGGAAGUUUGACUUGGAGCAACUCCCGUGCAAGCAUGCUAUUGCGGUAUGUCGGCACUUGAAUUUGAACCCCUACUCCUUUGCCUCUUCUUAUUAUACACGAGCUACAUGGGCAGCUGCAUAUGCUGAAUCUAUUUAUCCUGUACCACCUAAAGGCACAUGGGUUAUUCCCGAACAUUUGAACAAUGUCAAAAUCCUUCCUCCUGUUUGUAAGGUUAUGCCGGGCCGUCGCAAAAUGCAAAGAGUACCUUCCAAAGGAGAGGACUCCUAG